AGAUGUUCCACAGCUGAUGGUCAUUAAAGAAGAGGAUCCUUCUGAACAGCAGGAGAGGAGGACCAAUCUGGACCAGGAUGACCAAGAAGAGCUCCCACAUAUCAAAGAUGAACAGGAGGUGGUCUGGAGCAGUCAGGAGGGAGAGAAUAUUCAAGGACUGAAGGAGGAUGAUUUAACCAAGUUCACUUUCACUGCUGUCUCUGUUAAGAGUGAAGAUGAUGAAGAGAAAGCUCAGUUCUCACAGCUCCAUCAAACACAAACUGAUGAGCAGAUAAAAGCAGUGGCCGAUGGAGAGGACUGUGGAGGAUCAGAAUCAGCCAGAAUCUUGGGUCUAGCUUGUGAUUCACAGCAAGAGAUGAGUCUACCUCAGUCAGGUUUAGUAACUCUAAACUACAGUGCUACAGUUAGCAUACCAAACAUAAGAGUUGACACAGGAGGGAAACCAUUUAGUUGCACCAUUUGUAGGAAAGGCUUUCGUGAAAAAUCCGAUUUGAAGAGACACAUACGAUUUCACACAGGGGAGAAACCAUUCAGUUGCGUCUUCUGUGUUAAAAAUUUUACUGAAAAGGCAGAUUUGAAGAGACACAAGUAAGUGCAGACGGGGGAGAAACCGUUCAGUUGGAAAAAGUUUUGGUGAAAAAAACGAUCUGAGGAGGCACAUCAGAGUCCACACCGGUGAGAAACCAUUUAGUUGCUCAGUUUGUGGCAAGAUAUUCAGCCAGAAUGAAAAUCUGCGCAGACAUGAAAGGACUCAUACUGGAGAAAAACCUUUCACCUGUCCAGUUUGCACAAAGCAGUUUACCCACAGAGGAGCGCUUGUUGUACACAUGAGAAUUCAUACAGGAGAGAAACCGUUUGGCUGCUCAGUGUGUGGAAAAAGGUACAUAGAGACUGGAAAUCUGAAGAAGCACAUGAGAGUCCACACAGGAGAGAAACCUUUCAGUUGCAGUGUUUGUGGAAGAAGAUUCAAUUAUCAGUCUCAGGUCAAAAACUAUAAGUGCUCUGGUGAGAGCAGCGUAACCAUAGCCCAUAAUGCAUGAGGAUAUCCAAUACCUUUCAGUCAGGACUGUGGUUAGGCAUGCAGCCACAUCUCAAUACUGCUCUCACACAGUUUAUGUUAAUGUGGAUUAUGGUCAAUUCUAAAAUAGUGUAAAAUAGUCUUUAUUAGUUCAGCUGCAGAGAGAACCAGGGUUUUGUUUGGUGGGCGUAUAUUAGAGAUAGACCUUUAUAACUAAACUAUAUCAUAUUUCUUCUUAAGUACUUAAACCCUUUAAGAUUACACCAUAUUGUACCCCCUAUUUAUCAAUGUAUGCCAAAAAAUACAUUUUCUUUGUAUUUUAACAUUGAAUAAAUGUUUCUUUUGGUAAAAAAAAAAAUACACAUGCUUUUGUAAGCGUGAACCAACCAAUUUCAACCAAUAAUACACAAAGCUAAGAAUAUUAGCUAGCUUGCAACAGCAUGGGUUUCUGCGUGAGUGGAGUGUGUCUGGGUGCCUCACUGAUUAAUGUACAAAAGCACAACUUAAUGAGUGAUUUGGGUGAAACUGGAUCAUAUUGUCUGGUUUCUAGAUGCUCUGCCUCAACUCAGCUAACUGCUGCUGUAGCUGCCGUUAGUGUGUAACAGAACCUACCGAGGUAGAGUUUCCUGAUGUACCUGUUGCUAAAAGUAGCUAACUACUGCUAAGGGUAAUGUUAGCUGCAUUUAGUUAGAUAGCUCAUGCAGCUAAAGUUAGCUCCCUGUCGUAAAACUGGCCUUUGUCUGCCUCGGAUAAAAAUGGCUUAUUAUAAGGUAACAAAAUUAUUAAAUAAAUGAUUAUUAUUUUCUGGUGAUUAUAUACAAAAUAUACCUAUGAAUUUUAUAUUCCAUUUCUUAAAGAUCCUCCUAAAUGUUACACACUGGACCUUUUAAGGAUUAUAAUAUUAAAAAACUUUUAACCCAGCUGACUGUGAUGGUAAUAUCAGUCAGAUAGAUAUUACUGCUGCAGCUGUUUUUUCUAUCACAUUGAAUUGUUAGCACAGGCUCCAAAGACUGGACCGAUAAACGGUAGAAUUGGAUUGGAGAAAUGGAUACAUUUUAUAAUUACUACAUUUUCUUUUAUUUAUUUGGUAAUACUGGGAACUUUAACAAUGAAUCAUCUUUAAUGAGUAAUCUAAUCUGUACAGCAAAUGAAACCCUCUGCCCUUAGACCCCCGAUUCAGAUAAGGAAAAACUCCCCAAAAAUAAUUUUAAAAAUGAAAGAAAUCUCAGGAAGAGCAACAGAGGGAUCCCUCUCCAGCAUAUGCAAUCCUGCACAGCGAAGACCAACACAGAAAAAAGAAAAAAAUCUCAGUGCAUACCAUUUUUGAUACAAGUAUGUAUCCAGGAGGAUAUUGAGAAACUUACUCACUUUUAAGGGUUGCAUCUAAAU
Messenger RNA from Morone saxatilis (striped sea-bass), 2407 nucleotides. Its product is annotated as zinc finger and SCAN domain-containing protein 5C-like. NCBI's taxonomy places the organism in Eukaryota, Metazoa, Chordata, Actinopteri, Moronidae. Gene Ontology annotation, cellular component: nucleus. The record is from RefSeq and is a predicted model, not a curated record.